AUGGCCCGCGGAAAAGCCAAGGAGGAGGGCGGCUGGAAGAAAUUCAUCUGGAACUCGGAGAAGAAGGAGUUCCUGGGCAGGACCGGCGGCAGCUGGUUUAAGAUCCUUCUGUUCUACUUGAUCUUUUACGGCUGCCUGGCUGGCAUCUUCAUCGGAACCAUCCAGGUGCUGCUGCUCACCAUCAGCGAAUUUAAGCCCACCUACCAGGACCGCGUGGCCCCGCCAGGCCUGACGCAGGUCCCUCAGAUCCAGAAGACGGAGAUCUCCUUCCACCCCAGCAAGGCCGAGAGCUACGAGCCCUACGUGACGAACAUCAUGCGCUUCCUGGAGAAGUACCGGGACGCGGCGCAGAAGGACGACAUGGUCUUCGAGGACUGCGGCAAUGUGCCCAGCGAUUACAAAGACCGAGGCGCCUUCGACAGCGACCCCGGCCAGCGGAAGGUCUGCAGGUUCAAGGUCGAGUGGCUGGGCAACUGCUCUGGGAUCAAUGACGAAUCGUACGGCUACAAGGAGGGCAAGCCCUGUGUCUUCAUCAAGCUCAACCGCAUCCUGGGCUUCAAACCCAAGCCUCCCAAGAACGAGACCUUGGAGGGUCUUCCAAUGCUGAAGUACAACCCCUAUGUCCUGCCCGUCCAGUGCACCGGCAAGCGGGACGAGGACAAGGAUAAGGUUGGGAACGUGGAGUACUUCGGCCUGGGCAACUACCCCGGCUUCCCGCUGCAGUACUACCCUUACUACGGCAAGCUGCUGCAGCCCAAGUACCUGCAGCCGCUGCUGGCCGUGCAGUUCACCAACCUCACCAUGGACACGGAGGUCCGCGUCGAGUGUAAGGCGUACGGGGAGAACAUUGGGUACAGCGAGAAAGACCGCUUUAUGGGACGCUUCGAUGUAAAGAUUGAAGUUAAGAGCUGA
Molecule: messenger RNA, 912 nt
Organism: Pipistrellus nathusii (Nathusius's pipistrelle)
Lineage: Eukaryota; Metazoa; Chordata; Mammalia; Chiroptera; Vespertilionidae
Source: the annotation of a GenBank genome assembly